Prunus armeniaca (apricot) is the source of this 1095-nucleotide messenger RNA. The record is from the annotation of a GenBank genome assembly. Lineage: Eukaryota; Viridiplantae; Streptophyta; Magnoliopsida; Rosales; Rosaceae.
AUGCAAGCAAACAGCCAUAAGGAUCCAGAUGACAAGGCACCCGUGCCUUGUGCUUUCCAAGAACCAAUGACAGCACCUAGGCACAUGCAAGAUGGGUCAACAGAGAUAGCUGAGCAGCUGGAAACAAUUGAUUUGAGUAAGGAUCCUUCUACCCCAAGGCCCAUAUCCAUCAGCGUUCAUUUGACAAGUGAAGAGAAGGAGGCCUUGGUGUCUUUGCUAAAAGAAUUCCGAGAUGUGUUCGCUUGGAGUUACGAGGAAAUGCCCGGCUUAAAUCCAAACCUAGUAAGUCAUACGUUGAAUAUCGAGCUUGGUACAAAGCUUGUUGUGCAGCCAAUGAGGAAUUUUCAUCCUGAAAUUGAAAAGCAAAUCAAGGUGGAAAUUGAAAAGUUGUUAGCUGCUGGAUUCAUCAAGCCAAUCAAGCACCUAACAUGGCUAGCAAAUAUUAUUCCCGUGAAAAAGAAGACCAGAGUAAUUAGAAUAUGCACGGACUACCGAGACCUCAACCAAGCUUGCCCAAAAGAUGAAUUCCCGCUGCCCAACAUGGAUAUCUUGAUCGAUUCAACCUCGGGUCAGGGCUUGCUGUCAUUCAUGGAUGGGUUUAGUGGCUACAAUCAGAUCAAAAUUUCAUCUAAGGAUGCUGAGAAGACUGCCUUUCGGACGCCUUAUGUGAAGUCCAAAACCAGAGAAAGCCAUCAAGAGGUGUUGAGGAGGGUGUUGGAAAGGUGCCGAUUGUACGGGCUGAAGACGAAUCCAAAGAAGUGCGCGUUUGGAGUUUCAUCCGGUAAAUUCUUGGGGUUUCAAGUACACCAGCGUGGUAUAGAUGUGGAUCCCGAAAAGACUAGAGCCAUCAACUCUCUUGCACCGCCUAGAAACCCAAAAGAAUUUAAAAGCUUUAGGGGAAGAUUAUCAUAUAUUCGGCGUUUCAUCCCAGGACUUGCUGCCACGAUGAGUGUGUUUACUCCAUUGCUCAAGAAGGUCAAGCCGUACGAAUGGAGCAAGAAGUGCCAAAAAGCCUAUAAGCAAAUGCAGCAAAUAAUCACCAAGCUGCCCACCAUGAGAGCACACAUUUCGGGACUUCCACUCAAGCUUUAUUAG